CAUUGACAUGUCAGAAAAAGAGUCAAAAGAACUUUCUCAAGCUGUCAAUACAGCAUUAAAAUCAGAAAAUGGUGCACCUGUACAUGUAUUUUCACCUGAUGCACCACCUGAAGAAAAGAAAGCUGAAUUGAUGGACCAUGCAUUAACUGAAAACAAACCUCAAAUUCCAGGUGGUUAUGUCGAGAAUCCUCUUUUAGGCUUACCAGACUGGGUUAAAGCAGGCUGGACUCGCUUCUCCAGUUUACCUAAUCCAGGUGAUGAAAAGGUUAUGCAAGAGCUUGCUCAAUCUUAUUCGCCUGAUCAAAUCAAUCAACUUUAUCACAGUACACGUGCUUCCAAUGGUGAAUAUCAUCAUGAUUUGGUUGCUCAAUUCGUGUCUGAUAAAUACUUUGGUGAAUGGUUUCAUAACUGUGGUGUUGUGUUUAUUGCUAUUUUCUUCACUUAUGUAUUGACAGUCUGUCGAUUGGGUAUCAUGUCAUGUUUAAUUGUUGGUGCUUUUUUCGCCACUUAUUACCGCACAUCCAUCAAGCGAACAAGACGAAAUGCCCGUGAUGAUAUGGAACGACAAGUGGCUCUGAAUAAAUUGGAAAGUGACGCAGAAACAGCCGGUUGGAUGAACCACUUUUUGGAUCGUUUUUGGCUUAUUUUUGAACCUACAUUAUCGGCUCAAAUUAUUGGUCAAGUCGAUGCUGUCUUGAGCGAAAAUACACCUUCGUUUUUAGACUCCAUUCGACUCAGUUCAUUUACAUUAGGCACAAAGGCCCCUCGUGUCGAUAGUGUCAAGGUCUAUCCUGGAUCUGCUCCUGAUAUUGUGUGUAUGGACUGGCAGUUCUCAUUUACGCCUAAUGAUGUACUUGACUUGACAGCUCGUCAAGUUCAAUCCAAAGUCAAUCCAAAGAUCGUCUUGACCAUUCGUGUGGGUAAAGGUAUGGUGGGUGCUGGUAUGCCCAUCUUAUUAGAAGACAUUGCAUUCAAGGGAAAUAUUCGUAUUAAGCUCAAGUUGUUUAAUGAAAUGCCUCAUGUCAAGACAGCCGAGAUUUGCUUUUUAGAGAAACCUCAUUUCGAUUAUGUACUUAAGCCUGUGGGCGGUGAAACCUUUGGUUUUGAUAUUAACAAUAUUCCUGGCCUCGAAACCUUUGUGAAAGACCAAGUCCAUGCUAAUCUUGGUCCAAUGAUGUAUGCGCCUAAUGUAUUUACACUGGAUGUGGCUGCUAUGAUGGCAGGUACAGAUAUCAAUGCUGCUAAUGGUGUGCUUGCUGUCACUAUCUAUGCUGCUCAUGGACUCAAACCUAGCGACUUGUUUGGUUCUUUAGACCCUUAUUGUAUAUUCCGCGUAGGCGAUAUCCACGACCCCGAACAAGCCCGUACAAAAGCCAUUGAGAACAACAACAACCCUCAAUGGAACGAAACCCAUUUUAUCUUACUCAACAGUCUCAAUGACACCUUGUGCUUCCAAAUCAUGGAUCGUAACACAGGCCGUAACGAUUCGGAUGUGGGCGUGGCUACAUUGGCACUCAAGGACGUGGAAGAAAACCAGAAUGCCUUGGAAGGUUUAAGCUUGAUGGUGUUGCGUAGUGGUAAACCUGUAGGUGAAAUCAAGGCCGAUGUGCAUUAUUUUCCUGUCUCGAAACCUGAAAAGAACGAACAAGACGGAACAAUCGUUCCUGCUGUUGAAUCCAAUAGUGGUGUCAUGCGAUUUUAUAUUCAAGACUGUCAAGAUAUCGGUGGUGCUGUGAAGCAGAAAAAGGGUGGUGUGCCUCUUGUAGGAGGACUGCCUGUCGUAGGCAAAGUGCCUAUUAUUGGUCAAGGCAGUACGAGUGUCAAUUCAUAUGCUAUCCUUAAAGUCAACGGUCAAGAGAAAUUACGUACAAGUACAUUUAAGCGAAGUGUGAAUCCUCGCUGGAACAAGUUUAUUGAAGUCUUUGUGGCUGAUAAAACCAACACUCAUCUAGAAAUAAUCUUGAUGAACGCUGUUGAUUUUGGAGAUGACGAUAGGUUGGGCCGAUGGUCUUCUAGUUUGACAGACAUGGAAAAUCAACUCAAAGACAACAAUGAUUGGUGGAAUGUUCAAGAUGGUACAGGCAAGAUUCACUUGAAUAUGACCUGGAAGCCUGUACUAAUGACCGGAUUCAAUGCUGCUUUGACCAAGGGACAAUACCAACAUCCUAUUGGUGUGGUCCGUAUCCAACUCAACAAAGCUACCAAGCUUAAGAAUGUAGAAGCCUUGACGGGUGGUAAAUCAGAUCCAUAUGUUCGCGUCAUGUCUGGUUUACAAUCAAGAGCACAAACAGAAGCUAUUUUGGAUAAUUUGAAUCCUGUAUGGGAUACUGCUGUGUAUGUGCCUAUCCAUUCUAUGCGAGAAGAUUUAAUGCUGGAAGUCAUGGACUAUAACGAUAUUCAAAAGGACAAACUGCUUGGCAUGUGUGAUUUAUUUAUCAAAGACCUUGUUGAAGAGAAAAAAACAGACGAUCAAGUCGUAUAUGAACCAUUGCCUGCUGUGAAGAGACAAGUUGAAUUGAUGAACAAUACAAGAAAGCCAGGAAGAGGUCAAUUGGAUUAUGAGGCUUCCUUUUUCCCUACACUUGCUUUAGCUAAACAAGACACUGAAAACGAAGAAGCACCUAUUGAAUAUCCCAAGACAGAUUUACACGGUGAGCUUGUUCGUUACACACCCGAUCACAAGAUUGAUCUCUUGAGCUAUGCUUCUGGUGUGCUCUCUGUCAAGAUUCAUGAUGUUGAUCUCCCUCAAAAAGCCAAAGCAGUCGUUGAGCUCUUGGUCGACUCAAACGAUGCACAGUACCGUACUACACCUGUCAAGGGCACCCAUCUUACUUUUGAUGAAUUUGGUGACGCCUUUGUGAAAGAAAUGGAUUUCUCCCGUCUUAUUGUACGUGUACGCGAUGCUAAAGAUGAUUAUAAGGAUGAAGGCCGUAUUGGUUUCUGGACAAGUACGGUGCAGGAUAUCAUUCAAUCCAUGACAGAAGAUGAAGCUCAAGAAUAUCGUUUGUUGGACUGCCAAGGUGGCAUGAUUCGCCUCAGCUUCAAGUUUGUACCCGUUGUCAAAUUCACAUUGGAUCCAAGUGAAAGUUUAGAAAAUCAAGGUAAUCUGACAGUCUCCCUCUUGUCUGCUUCUGGUUUAAAGGCCGCUGAUAAAUCAGGCACCAGUGAUCCAUUUUGUGUCUUUACGCUCAACCAUCAAAAAGUCUAUAAAUCACAAACCUACAAGAAACAACUAUCGCCUGUCUUUAACAAGAAUGAAGUCUUUACUGUCCCUGUAUUAGCACGUACCAAGGCGUUGUUUGAAGUCAAGAUAUUCGAUUGGGAUCAAAUCGGUCAAAACGAAUUACUAGCUCAAGGUCCUAUUCCCAUUGUUUCACUUGAGUCUUUUACUGCUCAAGAAUUAGAGGUGCCAUUGGAAGGAGGUCUCAUUCGAUUGCGCCUUAAAUGGGAGCCUCAACUGUUGGCUCGUAAACGUGAAGGCACUUCCUUGUUAGGCUCAACGACCAAAUUGUUAUCGACAGGCACAGGCCUUGCAGGCGAUGUCGUGGGUUUAGGUGCCGGAGCAGGCAAUAAAAUGAUUUAUGGAGGUACCAAAGUGAUAGGUGGCGGUACUAAACUCGUAGGAGGUGCUAUUGGAGGUGGUGUGGGUGCCUUGGGUCGUGGUUUUAGUAAAUUUCAUGGCAAGAAAGGAGGUGAAGACCAUUUGGAUUCAGAAGAGCAAGAACAGCAUGCUCCUUCGCUUUUGUCUUCCAAUGAAUCUACGACUCGACCCAAAUCUAUCUUUGAAGACAAAGAUCGUGUUGCUACAAUUAAGGUUACUGUGCUUGAGGCACGAAACCUUAAAGGCAUGAAUCGAGACAAGACAAGUGAUCCUUAUUGUCGUGUUCGUCUUGGGAAGCAUUCUAUUCACAAGACGAAACAUAUCAAAAAGAACUGCAACCCACAAUGGCAAGACUCAUUUACAACUAAAGUAUUUGGCACUUCUGUGCUAGACUUCCUUGUUCGAGACCACAAUACAUUAUCAGAUAGUGAUAUUGGUGAAGUCACAUUUAACGUAUCAGAGCAUGUAGAUGAAGGCAAACCUUUUGAUGGUUGGUUGCCCCUUACGCCUCAUGGACAUGGUGAAAUCCAUAUUCAAGUUCAAAUAGUCUAAAUAAAGUUAACAGUUGAGUUUAAUUGAUGGUUACACAUAAGCGGCGAGGCAAUUACCUCAUAUGUCCCACAACAUAAGAUAAAGAGCAAGAAACUAAACGAUAAAGAGC
Molecule: messenger RNA, 4262 nt
Organism: Gilbertella persicaria
Lineage: Eukaryota; Fungi; Mucoromycota; Mucoromycetes; Mucorales; Choanephoraceae
Product: C2 domain-containing protein
Exons: 8
Coding region: 8-4153 (1381 amino acids)
Molecular function (GO): lipid binding
Source: RefSeq, a predicted model, not a curated record